Molecule: messenger RNA, 1112 nt
Organism: Dromaius novaehollandiae (emu)
Lineage: Eukaryota; Metazoa; Chordata; Aves; Casuariiformes; Dromaiidae
Gene: DNAJC22
Product: DnaJ heat shock protein family (Hsp40) member C22
Exons: 3
Coding region: 116-1021 (301 amino acids)
Cellular component (GO): membrane
Source: RefSeq, a predicted model, not a curated record
CCCGGGGCAAAGUCCGGUUCGGGGAGGGAGCGGCGUCGCGGCGGGCUGCGCUCGGGGGCCCGCGGGAAGGCGGCCGGGGAGGGGGGGGCACCGCCGCCCCGCGCCCCCGCCGGCCAUGGCCAAGCGGCUGCUGGUGGCCUACGGGCUGUGGGCGCUGGGGGGGCCGCUGGGGCUGCACCACCUCUACCUGGGCCGCGACAGCCAGGCGCUGCUGUGGCUGCUGACGCUGGGCGGCUGCGGCGCCGGCUGGCUCUGCGACGCCUGGCACCUGCCCGGCUGGGUGGCGGCGGCCAACGGCGCCGGGGGGCCGCGGCGGCGCGGCGAGGGGGGGGUGCCGGCCCCCGGGCCCCUGGGCUUCGCCGGGCAGGUGGCGGCCGGCACCUACCUGGGGGUGCUGGCGGGGCUGGCGCUGCCCGGGGCGCCGGCGGUGCCGCUGGCCUCGGCGCUGGGCGUGCAGCUGGCGGCCUCGGCGGGCGAGCGGACGGCGGCGGCGGGGCCGGUGCUGGCGGCCGCCCUCCUGGCCGCGCUGCUCUGCGGCGGGCGGCUGCCGGCGGCGCUGCCCGCCAGCCUGGCCGCCGCCGCCGCCGCCCGACGGCACCGGCGCUGCAAGCGCCCCGGGGCGCCGGGCGCCCGGCUCUGCCGCCUGGCGCUGGCCUACGCGGCGCUGGCCGGGGCCCUGGCCUACGCCGUGCUGGGCCGCGCCGCCGCCGUGGCCGCCGCCGUGCUGCGGCUGCCCCAACGCGCCGGCGGCCUCCUGGCCCACGCGCUGGGCUUCGGCGCCGGCCCUGGACCCGAGCCGCUCGACGCCCGGCGGCUGUGGGCGUACCAGGUGCUGGGCCUCGCCGCCGGCUCCUCCGCCGAGGACGUGCACAGGAGCUACCGGGAGCUGGUGAAGGUUUGGCACCCGGACCACAACCGGCACCGGGCCGAGGAGGCCGAGCGGCGCUUCAUCGAGCUGCAGGAGGCCUACGAGGAGCUCGCGGGCCCCAGGAAGGCCCCGGCGGCGUCGGCGGCGGCGUGAGGCUCCCGUGGGCGGCGAAGGCCGUUGGGGGGGUUUUAACACGACGUUUCCUCCCCACGGCUGCUCUGUUCCUCGCGCUCGGUGCGACGCG